Molecule: messenger RNA, 977 nt
Organism: Mya arenaria
Lineage: Eukaryota; Metazoa; Mollusca; Bivalvia; Myida; Myidae
Exons: 6
Coding region: 14-958 (314 amino acids)
Biological process (GO): regulation of apoptotic process
Source: RefSeq, a predicted model, not a curated record
UCCAAAAGGAAAUAUGAUGUUUCACGUGCAGCUUGAAUUGCAGAAUUCUUCAGAAGAAACGUGUGCUGUUUCCAUUUCCGAACGGAUACAAUGCUAUAGACAGUUUCUUAUCGAAGAGCUAGACGGACAAAAACUUCUUGCACAUCUUAGAGAAAAGUCACUAGUGUCAAUUGAUGAGGAACAUUUCUUCCUGAAACAAACAUCCAGACGAGCUCGUUUAUCUGCAUUACUAGAUAUGAUACUCGGAAAAGGAACUUCGGAACUUGAAGUAUUUCGAUCCUACCUCGAGAAAUAUGCAAACAGUAUUUAUGUACUUAUGUGGCAAACAAUGGAUAAAGAAACUGAGCGGUACAUAACAUCGUUGGCACUUGACCUUGAUCAACAUUACCCAGAACUCAUAGACAGGAUAGAAGCUUCAAUCUUCUUCAAAUUCGAUGAAGAUUUUCAUAUGCCAAGAUUUUUAGUAGAUGAGUUACUAAGAAAUCCCAACAGAAAUGAUAGGGCUAAAAUGAUUCUGCAACAUGUACAAUGCCAGAAUGAGUCUACGAGACGUCAGUUUAUUCAAAUGCUUUUGUUUUACAACCAACUGAAUAGAGGAGAUUUGCAGAGACCUCAACGACUUCUAGAAUUAGUUCACAAGAAAAUGAAUAUUACAGACAUUCGAAAAUCAAAGUUAACAAGAGACGUUUCAUCGACCGACAGAAUACACAUACCACUUGGACAAUUUUGUUUACAAACAGCAAAGGGCUACACAGGAAGUAAAGAAACACAUGAGAGUGCAGGAGACAUAAGCUCUAGCAGUACAACAUACACUUGUAGUGCGGAAUCACAUGUUGAAAGUACCCAAGUUGAUGGCGCAAUGCGGGAUAGUAUUACAAUGUAUGGACGUCUAAAAUCAUCUGUUUCUGAAGACAUCGACUCCGCUUAUGGAAGUUUCAGUUUCAACCAAGCGUUUUGACUAUGCUUUACAAAUUUUU